This is a messenger RNA of Triticum dicoccoides, 2191 nucleotides long. Its product is annotated as probable sugar phosphate/phosphate translocator At3g14410. The transcript is spliced from 8 exons. NCBI's taxonomy places the organism in Eukaryota, Viridiplantae, Streptophyta, Magnoliopsida, Poales, Poaceae. The record is from RefSeq and is a predicted model, not a curated record. The coding region runs from base 919 to 1785 and encodes 288 amino acids.
UCCGGCCCACCACCCCGCGAUCCUGCCAGCCGCGGCAAGUUUCGUCGCUGCGGUUGCUCAUUCCUGGUUGCGCGACACGGACGCGGUCUCGCGUCUGGCCUGGCCGCGUCAGGCGACUCCGCGCCGUCCUGGGUUUCUAGGGUUUUAGCGUGCAGUCCACCGCGAAUUCGAAGGCUGAUCCGGUUGCUGCUCUCCCCGCGCGGAGGAGACGAGACGGACAUUUGUGAUGGAUCGGAUCUUUGUCUCUGUCUCUACUGCAGCGUAAGCGUUUUCAGUUUAAAGAGGGUGUGAUUGUAAACGCCCAGGGAGGCGAUUUUGAGCUUCGGCUCUUCUCAUACUUGCGGUAGCAAGCGUUUAUCCUACAAUUCAUCAAAAUGAGUCUCAUUCGUGACUACUAUCAGUUUUCUAAAGCCGAUCGCCCACCUGAAUAGCCAGAUUAUGUCCAAAAUUUGUGGGCGUUUGGGUACAUUUUUCUGCCUCUGAGUCCAGUAGCUUGAGAUCUGGGAAUAGUUCGUUGCUUGCUUGGGUUGUUCACUCAACUUGGACCCCUUUUUCAUGCGAAGGGUUGACCCAGGUUCUCUUGUCAUAACUCAUAUCGCUUCCAUAACAAGUAACUGGACUCCCUUUUGCUAUUACUAUAUUGUUAGUUUAGUUUGGUACACCGAUACGUGAGGCUCAUGGAGGUCUUUUGCACCGAGUUCCAUUAGCUUUAAGUGGAGCUGCAAAAAAAUCUCCAAUCUGCAGGCCAUGCCAAGUGCUACAUAUAAAUCAAUUCAUGGACACUUCUCAAGAUGCCUAUCUUUUUGGACCAACCGGAUAGCAUCUUCUUCCACUAUAAUGAUUCAUGGAAAUUGAGCAUGGGUGUUAUCCUCAAAAGAGAUCAACUUCCCCUAUCCAGUGGCACUAACUUUGCUGCAUAUGCUCUUCUCAUCUGUAGUAUGCUUUGCAGCUACAAAGAUUUUCAAGGUCAUAAAGAUUGAUGAAGGAAUGACUACAGAUGUAUACGUGAGUUCAGUCAUUCCAAUUGGAGCAAUGUUUGCAAUGACACUUUGGCUAGGGAACAGUGCAUACCUCUACAUAUCUGUUGCAUUUGCACAGAUGUUGAAGGCAAUAAUGCCUGUAGCUGUGUUUCUCCUUGGAACAGCAUUUGGCCUUGAAGAAAUGAACUGUAAAAUGCUUGCUAUCAUGUCUAUCAUCAGCGUGGGAGUUAUUGUGGCCUCUGUUGGUGAAAUUACAAUCAGCUGGGUCGGAGUGGUAUAUCAGAUGGGUGGAGUUAUUGCAGAAGCCCUUAGACUUAUCUUUAUCGAGAUAUUUUUGAAGAAGAAGGGUGUUAGACUGAACUUGAUAUCCAUGAUGUACUAUGUUAGCCCUUGCAGUGCCUUUUGCCUGUUCAUUCCCUGGUUGUUCUUAGAGAAGCCAAAGAUGGAUGCAAGUAUUUCAUGGAACUUCCCACCAGUUACAUUGUUCUUAAACUGCAUGUGCACAUUCGUACUUAAUCUGUCAGUUUUCCUUGUCAUUUCCCGGACAAGUGCACUGACAGCUCGUGUUACUGGAGUUGUGAGAGAUUGGAGUGUGGUGCUGCUGUCAGCUGCUAUUUUUGCUGAUACAAAGCUUACCUUCAUAAACAUAGUUGGCUAUGCCAUAGCCAUAGUAGGUGUUGUUGCAUAUAACAAUCAUAAGCUUAAACCCCAAGUGAACCAGCAGCAGGGUGCUGACAGCAAAGUCAGCCCAGGAAGCCCUCGACAUGUCGAGAUACCGUUGAACUCUACAAAAGAAUCUUCAUAACACCGAAGGUAGUGAGAUCUUGGACAUAUUUUUUGGGGGGAAGGAGAAUUGAGCUCUUAAUUUUGCUACGAGUUGGCCAGCUCUCCAUGGAUACAUUCUUCCUACAAAUCAACAGGAAGACCGGAAAUUUUGUACAAUGAUAUGUAAGAUACGAUAGCAUACUGAUUUGUACUAUUGUUGCCCGGAACAGGGCGGGCACAUCAUAAAGGUCAAUUGAGUUGUGUAGAUGUGUUUGUUGUCUUAGAAAUCCAUCAGGUGCUCCCAAAGAUGCAACCUGAUUCUGUUGGUAUACUUCGUUACUUUGGAGAGUCCUGCCAACAAGACGGACCUUGUAUAUGAAGUAUGUCUGUAUGCACAUUGUACUCCUUCAAAUAUACAAGAAUACCAUAUGUGAACUUCUUUUUUA